This is a messenger RNA of Schistosoma rodhaini, 1287 nucleotides long. Lineage: Eukaryota; Metazoa; Platyhelminthes; Trematoda; Strigeidida; Schistosomatidae. The record is from the annotation of a GenBank genome assembly.
AUGCAAAAGGAAUUCAAUCCAAUCCAUCAUUAUGAUAAACAAUUAAUUACAAAUAAAGAUCAUAUUAAUAAUAAUAGUAAUAAUAGUAAUCGUAGUAAUAGUAAUGUUUCCGGGUCAUUACUGACACCUCAUCCCAUUGUAACCAUAGCAACAAACCAUAAUGAUCGUACAAGAAUACAACACCACAAUAUGCAUGAUCCUUAUUAUAAAUUAUUAAUGAUAUGGAAUAGUAUAAUUACAAUUUUAUUGAUUAUUUUUAUAAUUCUUUUCUAUUUUCAUUAUUAUUAUAAAUUGAAUAAAAAAUUACAAUGGAUAGAAGAAGAAUUAAUCAAUAAUUUGGAAUAUAAUGAUCCUGAUCAUGUUUAUCAUGAUUUGCAUCAUGAUCCUCCUCCUCCUAAUCAUCUUGAUCAUCAUAUUAAUAAUAAUAAUAAUAAUAGUUAUGAUCGCGAUCAAAGAUUAUUGUUAACAACAAUAGAUACUAAUAUUUGGAAUGAUGAAAGACAUGGUAAUCAUAAAGGAGAUGAUCAUCAAUAUCCACUGAAGAAAUCAUUAUUAUUUAAUAGGAGAAAGAGUAAUAAAUUAUGGCCAUCGAUGAAUGUUAAACCAAUAAUCAAUAAUUUGGAAUAUAAUGAUCCUGAUCAUCUUUAUCAUGAUUCGCAUCAUGAUCCUCCUCCUAAUCAUCUUGAUCAUCAUAUUAAUAAUAAUAAUAAUAAUAGUUAUGAUCGCGAUCAAAGAUUAUUGUUAACAACAAUAGAUACUAAUAUUUGGAAUGAUGAAAGACAUGGUAAUCAUAAAGGAGAUGAUCAUCAAUAUCCACUGAAGAAAUCAUUAUUAUUUAAUAGGAGAAAGAGUAAUAAAUUAUGGCCAUCGAUGAAUAUUGAUAUGUUUCGUGAUAUUUGUCGUGGUCUAUCAAUUGAUUGUAAUGAAAUGAAAUUUUAUGAAGGUAAACCCGGACCUCCAGGACCCCCAGGGGAACCAGGGAAACCGGGACCACCAGGACCACAAGGGCCAAUUGGACCACCUGGACCAUCAGGUGAACCCGGUACACCAGGUGCAAGAGGACCUCAAGGUGAACCAGGACCCCAAGGACCACGUGGUCUACGUGGAUUAAUUGGUCUUCAAGGUCCAAAAGGUCCUCCUGGUCCAAUUGGACCACCUGGGAAAGAUUCUCCACCUCAUACAUGUAACGUAUUAUGUGAAAAAGGAAAAUAUCGUUAUGGUAAAGAAGAAUCAGCAUGUGAAGUGAAAUGUACAAAUUACAUUGAAGGUGAAGAAGAAUUAACCUGA